Messenger RNA from Uloborus diversus, 9025 nucleotides. RefSeq lists its product as uncharacterized. The record is from RefSeq and is a predicted model, not a curated record. Lineage: Eukaryota; Metazoa; Arthropoda; Arachnida; Araneae; Uloboridae. The coding region runs from base 201 to 1268 and encodes 355 amino acids. The transcript has 12 exons.
UCUGCGUUUUGUACACAAAUGUAGCGUAUUGAGUAAAAGCUAAAUUUUAUUGCUUGGUGUGCAGUUUAGUACAUCUCGCAACCAAUAAUGAAUGCAAUUUCUUGAUCUGCUUUAUAAUAUCUUGAGUGCCUGGAUUGUUUGGAGCAGGUAUUUGAAAGGGAGUUGAUUUGCUGCAAUUUUUUAUACACAAAGAAAAAUUGAUGGACAGAGCAAGCAAAGUUAUUCGAAGGAGCAGUGUUCGUCUGAAAUCAUUAGGAGCUGGCCAUUCUGAUUUAAAUAUGGUAAUAUCCGAAUUAAAAGAUUUAAGGCAUGCUACUAAAGCAUUUAUGUCUGCACAAAAUUCAGCCACUCAAGACAUGGUCAAAUGGGCUACCUGUGAUGAAAAUAGAGCAAUUCAGGACAUCAUGAGCCAGUUGGGUGAACUAAAUAGUAUGUGGACAGAUGUACAAAAGGAUUUCAUUGAACAUUUGAAGACUUUUAAGAAUCAUUUCGAAUUAAUCCUAGAAGGUGAAAGGCAGUUCGACAUUGCUCAAAACCAAUUAAUGACAUGUGAGCAACAUGAGCAAAAAAUACGCAAAGAAUUAAAAAGAGCUUCCAAGAAGGCAACUGAGGAUGAAAUAAACAGUUUAGAAAUUAAAUUAUCUCAGGCUGAACGAGCUAAGUACCUUGCACAGCUUGAAGUUGUGGAAUUGGCUCAUAAAAAUGAAGCAGUUAAGGUUGUGCGUCUGAAAGAUGGUUUAUUGAAACUUUCUGAAGCAUAUGUAGAACUUGCCAAUAAGUGUGCAAUUAUUUUUGAAGCUCAAAGGGAAGUUUCUCAUUAUUUACCCGAUGUCCAUAGUAGAGAUAUGAAUGAAUUAAAAUAUACAGGAUCUGGAGCUUGUAAGCAAGCUGUAGCUAAAGCUCGAGAUCGAGUUCAUCAAUACAAACGCCACAAUUAUCGUUUAGUACCUUCAAGCUCAAUUAUAGAAGAUCCACCCCCACCAUACACACCCGGGUUUUACAAUCCUGCCACGGGACGGCCGUACAAUGAAGCCACAGAUAACUGCCUCAACAGUCAGCCAGCUGUGAUCCAAAGACAGAGAGCAGUUGCUGCAAACACAAUUUCACCAUCCUGCCCUCCUUACCCUUCACCAUCACCUCCAUAUUAUGUCACCUCUUCUAUCAUGCCAAGUACAAGGCACCCAUCAGAAAUGCUUUCUCGGCAGAGUGGUGGGGGCAACAACUAUGAAGAUGAAAUUUCUGAAGCUAUGGGUGCUACAAAUAUUUGAAAUGGGUGUUUAUUAUUUUUUAAACUGACUAUUGAGUUUUAAAUAUUUUUUUCAUGAUUUAGGGAUGAGAAAGUAUAUUUCCUAAUGAUAUCUAAGUCUUAUUGUAUAUACAAAUACAUAUAUAUAUAGAGAGAGAGAGUGAGAAAUUUUUCCAUACUUGGGAAAUGCAAAAUGAGUAUUUUUUAAUAUGAUUUAAAAUCAAAGUUGCUGCCAUCAUUGAUAGCAGUAUUGAUCAGCUUUAAGGAGUGAAUGGUGUAAGAGUGCAUUAUUUUUGCUUCAGACUUAGACUUGAAGCAGUUUAAAUUUGAUUCCAGUAAUGUUUUCCUUAAACCGUUAAUGUGAAAUAAAUUGAUAUGAGAUAUACUUAUGGGGACUUGUUUCAAUACUCGUUGAUAAAUGUUUCUUUACCAUAAAAAUAAAAUCAGCAAUAAUCAAGAGCUAUUUUUCUGGAAAUGCUAUUGUUUGUUGUGUGUAUAAUGUCCAAUCCUUACAAAAAAAUAUUUAAAUGCUUAUAUUUAUAGUACAGUUUUGUUUUGUUACUAUGAUUAAAACUUAAUUGGUGAUGGAAAAAAAUUGUAUUAUGUUUAAAAAUUAAGUCUUAAUUUCAUUUGCAAAUAAGAAGUUUACUUUUUUUUUAAAAAAUGCAAUCGAUGUGUCUUCUGUACAAUGAUUGUAACUUCUUCUAUGGUUCUCUUGCAUUAAUCAAUUUAGAAAUAGUUUUGCUUGGAAAGUUUUCAUGAUUAUUUUUGACUACUUUUCUAAUAAAAUGAAAUCACAUUUAUUAUUGCCAAUCCUUUUUUUUUUCAUUCUUUUCACUCUAAGAACUUAAAAGUUAUGAGCUACUUUUGUACCCAAAUUGGUUCUAGGAGCAUAUAGGAAUUUAUCUCGAGAGACACUAGCCAAAUUUUUUGAAACUUAAGUUUGAAAAUAUUUAAAUCCUUAUUUCCAUUGAGUAGUUAAAACUUAUUACGGGAGGAACCCGGGCCCCUUUGGCUUCCCCUUAAAUAAGUCCUUUAUUAGUACCUUCAAAUAACAUUAAUUACCAACUAAAAGUAAAUGAAAUUGCCAUUUUACAUUCAAUUUCUGGUUCUUUAUUUUUAACAAUGUGUGCUGGAAACAAUUCAAUGUAUCUUCUGAACUACCACUGAAAAGUAGAAAACAAAAAUGCGUGUUAGUCAAUUGUGUCAAUUUUAAGCAUCAUCAUAUUCUUAGCAACUGUGGAAUUUGGUUAAACCAAUCCAUAACUAUUAAAUGACUUUAGUAAAAUUCAGUUUAAUACCUCUAUUAUAAAAUUGUAUCAUAAUUUUCCUAAUAAUAUUAUAAUUUUGUUUUUGAUAAUGUUAAACUGUGGCUUGUUUACAAAAAAAGAAGAAAAAUCAUAUAUUUUUACAUCUGUUUUAUACUCUUUUUUUUUUUUGGUCACUUAUGAGCAUUUAAUUUAAAAACUGCAAAAUUGUGACAAAUUUGUUUGUAUUAAACCAUUGGAAUGCAGGAAAUAAAAAUAAGAAGAGGGAGGGGAACAGGGACGUAUUAUUGCUUAAAGUUAAGAAUUUUUCAAAAUUUGUAAAGAGCAGUAAUUUAGUUCUCGUGUAUUGAGUGCCAGUUUCUAAAAACGUACAUAGUUUCUUACUAUACCCUAUAUGUUGUAUUUACAAGGUAAUAUUCAUAUUUUCUUUAAGUACCUGUUAGCACUUACUGAGGUCUAGUGGAUUCCUUUUCAGUUCCUUUUUUUUUGAGAAUAAUUUUUUAUUUCAUAAAAUUUUUUAAAGAAAUCUUUUUAAAUGUUGGAUGAAAAUUACAGGUAUUUUGGUGUUAUUUAAAAAAUCGACAAUUUGUUUCACAUAUCGUUGCGUUAUCAGCAGCAGUAAGAUACCUUAUUGUUAUUUCUGGGAUUAUAUAUCUUACUGUUGCUCUGAGGCGACGAUAUAAUACUUGACCUCUGCAAAUAAAUAAGGUUUUUAUAUGGAAAAAGUUAAAAAUCUACCUCCCCCCCAAAAAACCCCAAUAAUAUUUUUUUUUGUUGGGAUAAUGAUGGUUUUUAGAAUUCAGAAUGAGCUUUUGAAAUCUCAGUAUUUAAAGUUUGCGAAGUGUCUCAAUUUAUUAGUGCCAAAUGAAGGAAAUCUUUUCUUAAGUUAAUCAAAAUUAUCAGAACUUUCAAACAUAUAACUUUAUAAGAUAUUAUGCAAUUAUUGUAUUUUGUUCUGAGGUAAAACAAGGAUUAAAUGACAACAUAUUUUUCGAAUUUGUUAUUUUAUCCAUAAUCGUUCCGUAUUACCCCGCAUUAUCUGGCAUACCACAAAAUUCGGGGGUCACAAGAUUUUCAAUAACACUUACCUGGUCCUUUCCUGUGUGCCGGAAAAAUCGAGGUUAGGAAAAAAAAUUAUAUUAUAAAAACUAAAUGUUCAGCUUAAAAAUGAAUGCAAGUUCUAUACAUAUCUUAUUAGUAUAAACAGUUUAGUUUUGUAAAAAUAUUUCCUAGCAAUGCUAUUUGUAAUUUUAACAAUAAAAAUAUUGUUUCAUAACGAAUAAUUUUAUCAAAAUUAAAUUAAAACUAAGUAAGCAAACAUUUAAGCAGUAAGUUACCGUUCCUAAACCAGUACUAAAGAACUUACCAUAACUAUUCAAUAAAUAAAAAUUAAACUUACUUCUUUAAAAGGAACCUAAAAUAAUUUAUUUAAAAAAAUUAUGAACAAAUCGCAGUAACGAUGAUUGUUUCUGAAUUUAUUACUUUAUUGGCAUAUAAUUAAAUCUAUUAAUAAUGACCUCACAUAAAUAACAAACAGGUAUUAUAUGCAAUAUACAUUUUUUUCGAAAAAAGGUUACUUUUGGGAUUUAUUUAUUUAUUUUUUCUCACAGUGGUUUGCUUUCUGAUUAGAGCUGAAUGGGGAAAUUUACUUUUGUUUUGUUGCAAAAUAAACCUCAAAUUAUCCGGCAUGCCGGAUAAUGCUGGGUAAUACGGUAACUCUUCCAGUGACAAUCCAUAUUAUAGUUUCUUCUGCUCAGAAAGGUGACAGGGAGGAGUAGUUUUACUGUAUACAUGAAUUAAAUUUUCAAAAACUACUAUAAAAAGCUUUUUUAUAAUGGUAAAUAUUUAAAAUUGCACGCUACAAUGUAAAGAUGUAAUUAAACUGAUUAACAUGGAUUUGCCAUAAGAAAUAACAACUUUUUUUAUUAUUUAUUUUUUGACAAACAAGUAAAAGACAAAAAAAAAAAAAAAAAAAAAAAAAAAAAACAAGCAAAUUGGUUUGAUUUGAUUGAAUUCCCUUAUUUAUAGUUCUCAGUGUAGAGGUUUCUCAUUUUGUUGACUUUGAAAGUGGUGUCCAUUUUAAGUUGUAGGGAAUAUAAAUGUCUUUUAACUUAUCAGUACCUUUAAAAAUUUUACGUCAUUAACUUAAAUCAAUUUAAUAUUUAAACUUAAUAUGAGGACAUUAUCACCUAUCAACGUUUUUCAGUCCAUUCAAUUACCAACCCUAAAAUAUGACCUUAAAUAUAAAUGGCUAACACACCACAUUAAAAACAAAGCCUCAUAUGUGAAAAUAGGGAUUUUAUCUGUGCAAAGUUUUAUUUAAAAAUGGUGGGAUUUUAAACACGUUAAAAUUUAGUACCCUUUUUGGAAAUGAGGUUUAGUUAACUCACAAGCAAGCCUUUCAUUUAAGGGGGUCAGGAGGGGGCAAUUGCUUCCCCGUGGCCUUACAAAGUAAAUAUAUUUCUAUGUAAGUGGGCAUACUUUUUGUUGUUUUUCAAUAAAAUUUGCAUUGAGUACAUCCCCUCCCCCGCCUUCCCCCAUUGAAACAAAAGGUCAGGUCGGCUCUUAAGAAUGUGAAUGGGUUUGAGAGGCCCGAGGAAAACAUAAAAAUUAAGCUAGUUCAACCCACAGCAUGUUUUUGCAGGUUAAAAAAGGGGAAAUAAAUGAAAAUAAAUAAAUAAAUCACAGAUACAUUUAUUUUUUACAUGUACUGUUGUUCUUUGGCUUAUUUGAAUAGUUGGUACGGUGUGAAAGUUUGUAAUGAAUAUAAAUGUGAUAAAUGUUGCACAACAUUUUUUGCAUAAUGGAUUUUUUAAGGCAAAUAUAGCUUUAAAUUCAUUCUGAAAACAUUUUGUAAAAAAAGGAAUAAAAAAGAAGAAGAAAAAUGAUUCUUUAAAUGUAGGUAUGAAGGAAAAUUCUCCCAGUAUCGUAGUAUCUUUGAUAACUACUAGAUUUAGUUCUCUGGUUAUGAACAAUUUAACCUGUAUACAAAUUUCAAAUGUAAUGUUAUUUUCCUUGAAUGUUUAAUUGAUGUAAAUCUUUCUCAUCACUGAAUCAGUCAUGUGUACAUGUAUAUAAGCAUAUAAAUUAAAUCAAAACAUAUUUAUUUUAUGUAAUAAAACUAGUGUUUUUACCUUCCUUGUCUGAACAGAAGACUUGAUUUUCAUCUGACAUGAUGAAUUUUGUAUAGAUUUUGUUCAUUUUGCUGGUUGUUGUUUCUGUUAUUUUAAGUAGCUUUUUGGAACAUAUAUUUUCAAUCAUUUAUGAAUUUAAUAUGUUUCUGUGGAGAGUUUUAAUUUUAGAAUAUUUUAGGUUAAAAUGCUGCUAUAAUUUUGUUGGUUAUAUUUUUACGUUACAAAUGCCAACUUAUUUUUAAGGUUUUGAGGAAAAAAAGAAAACGUUUUGGGUAAACUUAGUAAUUUUUAAUUAUUAAAACAUUUUAAAGUGUUAUUUUAAUGUUUGGUAUUCAGUUACAGCCGCAUUUUCCUGGGGGAAAAAAAAAGACUUUAAGUUAAUCUAGAGUUUUCUCCGGUGGUUGCAUCUCCACACAACCAUGUUUGGUUGAGCAUAAGCCUUUUUCCAAGGUCAAAACUAACUAGUCUUCCAUUUUAUAACCAUCUUGCUGAGCAUAGAAGUUGUAUCUGCACUUUUUAACAAAAUUGAGUUAUUGUCACUAGGUCAUUCUUUGUAGCGUAUUUUACCUAAAUACAAUGUUCCAUGGUUAUUUAAGAAUAGGAAAUAUUAAAAGAAAAAAAUUCUUAAAAAGUAGCAUCUGAAUUAAAUACAUGGAGGUGUAAAACUUUGAAAAGCAAUUUCUCAGUUAGAAAAAACGUUAUUGAAUUCACUAUUAUUAAAUUAAACUUUUCUGUGUAAAAAAAUAUUUACGAAAAAGUUGGAAUUUAGACUGAAUGUUUUUUCGACAUAAUUUUGUUAUUGAUUGCGAUACUAAUUGAAAUAAAACAUGCUGUACAUAGUGCGAUUCAUGAAAUUUUACACUAUUCAUUCUUUGUAAAAUUAAUAAAAAACAGCUCCUUGUAAUAAGUGUUUCACCAUCCAGACGCAAAUGAGAUAUGAUCCCUGCCAAACCACCUGACCUUGUGAUUUCUAAUGUAAAAUAUCGACUUAGAGAAUAUUAUGUAAGAAUGGGUUUGCCCCCCCCCCCAAGUAAGGACAUGUAGAGGUUUUUCCAACACCCCUCCCCUUGGGAACCUUAUGUAAUUGAUGAAUGGCCCUUUUUCACAGCAGUAUAGCUUUCUCACGAAAAAAAGUGCAUUUUCUUUUGAUAAAAAUAUUUAAUAUUUUUUAAAAGAUAUUGUAACUCGCACUUAUUUUGUGUCUUAGAGUUGAUGCAUUUGACUCAAAACCAGAAUAUUCUAGGGGAGAAUCCUGGCAUUGAAAUCACCACUUUGCAGAAGAGCCAAUGUGAUUGUUUUGGGGAAACCUUUAUUGAGUUACCUGAUAGUUUUCCUGGUAUUGUCCUAUUCAAUAUGGAAUUGAGAGAGUUUUCACUGUUGAAAGUCCUCCAGGAGGCCAAAGUAAGCUGCACUGAAAAAAAAAGCCCUGAACGCUUUGUCUGGUGCAAUAAAAAUAUUUAUUGCCUCUAAAUAAAGUUAUUCCGUUACAAAGUUAUUACUAUAAUAUCAGUAGAUUUUACAAUAAUUUAAAUGUCUACCUUUAGCUUAUUUAAUGACUUUAAUACUUCAAAUAAUUUUCUCUGACUGUCUAGCUUGUUAUGAAUUUAAUCAUUAAACUUUAUACUUUGGCAGAAUUAAAGUGUUGACGUGCUAACACACUUUUUUGUAAUUAAAUAAUAGUCACUUUUGCCAUAUUUUAUAGAAUAUGCAGUCUAUUCUGUUCUAACAUGGCUACCAUAAAGUGGGAGGAGGGUCCUCAAAAAUGCUCCUUCUGCAAUCAAAACAGUAGAAAAAAAAAUAAUUUUUUUUUGCAGUUUUUUUUCCUUUUAGGAUUAUUUUUGUAGAUUGACUAUGAAACUAAAAGUAGUUUUCAAUAGCGUACUCAAAAUUCUAUGUGGUGAUAUUAAAAAUAAAAAAAAAGUUCAUUAUACGUAUUAAUGAAACAGGCUAAUAGAGAAAUAAAAUUUGCAAGCAGUCAUUUCAAGACUAAAAAAGAAAGUCUCUUCCUUAGUACAAAAGAGAGAGGUUCACAACAACCACAAGAAGAGCAAAUGGACGUGCCAUUAAGAAAUGUAAAACAAUAAAAAAAAUUUUUGUUGCUUUUUGAAAAUUUGUAAUCAUAACUUUUUGUUGUAGUUGAACUACUAGCAGAAUAAGGUUCUAACACUAUUUCAAGUACAUAAAUGUACUUGACAAAAUCUGGAAUUAUUUCAUAUUUUAUGUUAUUUCACUACUGAUGUAUUGCAGGGACGGAUCCAGAAAUAUUUGUAAGGGGGGGUCUAGUUUCAAUGGCCGGCGUUAUAUCUUCUACGUAAAAAACUUCUCUUAAGCAGGGUUACCCAUCCCCUCAAGGGUGAUGGCACCCCCUCCCCCUAUUGAAAUGAAAAGCCAUUCAAGUUCCCCCUCCUUAGAAUCUUGUUUCAAUGGUUAUGCUUGUUAGAGGUGAUUGUUCUUUUGAAAAUGAACAAAUAAACUGAAAACAGCAAUAGCCUAUUUAAACGAACCCAGUCGAUGUUUUUAAUUGUGACGAGCUGAGAACCUUACAGAACAAAGCAAAAAACAGGUUAACAGUGAUUCCAUGUACUAUUUUUUUUUAGAUCUAAGAAUUUGAAGAUUGGUAAUAAUCAUAACAAAAUUUUUGUUAUGGGGGGGGGGGGGCAGCUGACCCUUUUACCCUCCCCUCAAUCUGCCCCUGAUGUAUUGUCAGAUGAUGAUGAUGCCUAAGUGAUACACAGAGGAAACUGAAUGUGUGCAAUUAUGCAUAUUGAUGAAAUAAAACAUGAAAGUUCGUUCAAAAUUCACUAUUUUACAUUGAGAACUUUGAUUCCUAUCUUUUAGAAAGUACAAAAUAAAUUCUCUGUGAAAUAGAGUGGGUUUUAACCCAUUUAUGCAUGUAUUUUAAACAUUGAAGGAUCUGUGGUUGAUUUCAAUGUUUCAUCAUUGUUUUAAAUUUUUCUCCUUGUUGAAAAUAAUUUUUGUUUUGUUUUAAAAUUGUAUUUUUGUUCUUUUUUUGUCUGGGUUUAAAAUUUACUUUACAUAACCUUCCCAUGUAUUUCCCCUUUUGGUGUUGCUCUAACUUUCAAAAAAAAAAAAAAAAAAAGACUGUCUCACUUUAAAACGGAAAGUUGGCAUUUGUAAUUUUAAUUUUGUGUUAAAUAACUUAUGAGUUGUGGUUCUCCAUCUUCCUACUGCCUUAAUGGGAUUCAAAUGAUUUCUUGUUUGACAUGACUGUGAAGAAAAGUGCCAGUGUGAGGUUUAUCGUAAUUGUAUAAGGAAAGGACAGAUGUAUAAAGUUUGAGUAUAGAUUAAGCAAAAGCUGUUGCUUAAACUGUUGUACUUGCAAAAGUGAGCUUACGAAAUAAAUGUAUCCUAUAUAA